AUGGAAGAAUCAUUCGAACUUGCAAACUUCGUCCCAGUGUUCUUUAUUCUUGCUGUCUUGCUGAUAUCGGCGUCCGUGAUUGCUUGGUAUAGCGUUACACAAGUCUUUAGCAAAAUCUCAAGUCACAUUGCACAAACGUCGAUGGAGUCGUCGACUGCUAUCAAGUACCACAUCCCACCUAUGAUCAUCUUUGUGGUCGUUGUUAUUUCGUGCCUCAUUAUUGGCUUCCUGGUCGACUACAUUAUGCAAAAACACGGGUGCUGUGGUCGUCGUGGUGGAUGCUGCAGGCCGGAGCAAGAGCGUCCUGAUGGCGGUGGAGAUGGACUAGGAGCCAUCCCUCUGGCGUCAAUAAAUACUCAAAAUAAUCAACUACCUCGAAGACUUCCACUGCUUCCAAGCGCUCCGCAGCAGGACACGCGUGUCUGA
This is a messenger RNA of Caenorhabditis remanei, 426 nucleotides long. RefSeq lists its product as uncharacterized. The transcript has 4 exons. Bases 1 to 426 code for a protein of 141 amino acids. NCBI's taxonomy places the organism in Eukaryota, Metazoa, Nematoda, Chromadorea, Rhabditida, Rhabditidae. The record is from RefSeq and is a predicted model, not a curated record.